This is a messenger RNA of Paecilomyces variotii, 1377 nucleotides long. RefSeq lists its product as hypothetical. Lineage: Eukaryota; Fungi; Ascomycota; Eurotiomycetes; Eurotiales; Thermoascaceae. The transcript is spliced from 2 exons. The record is from RefSeq and is a predicted model, not a curated record. The coding region runs from base 1 to 1377 and encodes 458 amino acids.
AUGCCCGCAGAGUCAUCGAAAAGCCAAAGCUCUUCUGGGUGGACUUUCUUCCCGCCACUUCCUGACACAAGAGACACGUACACGCCAAAUCCUGCCUCCCAGAGUACCCCAGCGACACGAUUGCAGCCAGGAACGGACGAUGGUCAACCACUGAAGCAAGCACGAGGAGCAAGCCAUGUCUCCAUACCGGUUCACGCUAGGGUAACCGACCAGAAUUUGUCGGUUAUUUCCCCUAUAACUCCCAAAAACCAGAGCGAUAUUCAGCAGAAGCCAACGAGAGUCAGUCAAGGUAGCAACAAACAUUCGCAAGGACCGGAAGUCCAUCACGGAAAACCCAAUGAAAACACCGUGGGACAGUCCCGGGUGAACAACCUACCGAAAUCGCCAAAGGACUGCCAGCAAAUGUCGACUCCGUUUCAUGAGAAUGAUCCCCCAAAUCCGUUCUCUUCUCGAAGUCAACAGAAUCAUUCGCCUGCGCUACCAUACAUUUCAUCAGGGCCAUCGCUCACACGAUCGUUUGAAAGCAGGUCGCCCCGGGAUCUUGCUAUGCAGCCGUCAUAUAGUUGUCCACAGCUGGAACAUACCGGUUCCCAUGAGCAUGACCCCUUCCCAGAGCGUGAAACUCACCCUGCAUCCAAGCAAUCCGCAGAGUCAUUUUCUGACUCCAGUUUGGACUACCUAUCCAAGGGACGUACGAGCUCAGUCGGCGACGCUGCGACGUAUUUGCCCACAAUUCCGGAGACACCAAACGAAGAUACCCACAAGUCGAACCGACAAAUGGACAAUCUUCCGCAGGAGAAGACGAGAUGUAAUUCUCGCCAGAUAAUCGGACAAUCCUCCGUCACGACAGACGCACUACAGACGUCAAGAUCGAACCAAAAACAGGCGAAGACACCUAUAUCCAAAUCGGAAUCAGACUAUCGGUCUGAUAGCAGGUCGAGUGCAGAAAAAUAUAGCAGCAGCACAGGCGAAAAGUAUAUAAGUCCAUCUGCUUCGCAAUCAGGUGCGCACAAAGAUCAUUUCGAUUUUUCAGUCAAUUCCACUUUAUCACAUUAUCCGAAAAAAGAAGGGGGGCGGUCGCAGAACCUGGGAGGCAAGAAUCGGGAUCCAGUUGAUCAGGAUCCGGUUUGCAAGGGCACUUAUGUGGCCGCAACAAAACCCAAUCCUCUUCCACGAACAGAGACUCCAAAGCCGUCGAAUAGCGUGAAGGAUCAAACUGCCUGCGUACCACAGAAUCAGACGCAGACAAAAAAUCAGGUCGAGAUGCAACAUGCUCCAGUACCUCCUCUUAGAAAGGAGCUCCUCCCACCUUGGGCAGUAGGAAGCACGGCACUUUCUAGGAAUUACUAUAUCGUACCUCAAGUUCAAGAGCAGUGA